Rangifer tarandus platyrhynchus (Svalbard reindeer) is the source of this 2118-nucleotide messenger RNA. Lineage: Eukaryota; Metazoa; Chordata; Mammalia; Artiodactyla; Cervidae. The record is from the annotation of a GenBank genome assembly.
AUGCCCGAGGAGGCGGGCUUCCCGCCCGCCAAGAAAUUCCGGGCGAGCGCCGGGCCUCCGAGCCGCACCGGGUCCUGCCCUCCCGGGCGGCGUGUGGUGAUGCUGCUGGCCGCUGGCGGCGGCGGAGGAGGUGGAGGCCGGAGGCAGCAGCCGCCCCUGGCCCUGCCCUCGGCCAGCCCCUACCCCGAGGCCGUGGAGAAGCAGCGCCGGAAUCUGCCCAUCUUCCAGGCGCGAGGCCAGCUGUUGGCCCAGCUCCGAAACCUGGACAGCGCCGUCCUUAUCGGGGAAACAGGCUCGGGGAAGACAACACAGAUUCCUCAGUACCUGUACGAAGGGGGGAUUGGCCGCCAGGCCAUCAUUGCUGUGACCCAGCCUCGUCGAGUGGCUGCCAUCUCUCUGGCUGCCAGAGUCUCUGAUGAGAAGAGAACAGAACUUGGGAAGCUGGUCGGCUACACGGUACGCUUCGACGAUGUCACCUCUGACGACACCAAGAUCAAGUUCCUGACCGAUGGCAUGCUCUUGCGCGAGGCCAUUUCGGACUCCCUGCUCCGGAAGUACAGCUGCGUCAUUUUGGAUGAAGCCCACGAGCGGACUAUCCACACGGAUGUGCUCUUCGGGGUGGUGAAAGCUGCACAGAAGAGGCGAAAGGAGCUGGGGAAGCUGCCUCUCAAAGUGAUUGUGAUGUCAGCCACGAUGGAUGUGGACCUAUUCUCCCAGUAUUUCAACGGAGCCCCUGUCCUCUACCUGGAGGGCCGGCAGCACCCGAUCCAGAUUUUCUACACCAAGCAACCCCAGCACGAUUACCUGCAUGCCGCCCUGGUCUCCAUCUUCCAGAUCCACCAGGAAGCGCCCUCCUCGCAUGACAUCCUGGUGUUUCUCACGGGGCAGGAGGAGAUCGAAGCCGUGAGUAAGACCUGCCGGGACAUCGCCAAGCACCUCCCCGACGGCUGCCCCUCCAUGCUGGUCCUUCCGCUCUACGCCUCCCUGCCCUACGCCCAGCAGCUGCGCGUCUUCCAGGGGGCCCCAAAGGGUUAUCGCAAAGUGAUCAUUUCAACCAACAUCGCUGAAACCUCCAUAACCAUUACAGGAAUAAAAUAUGUAGUUGACACGGGCAUGGUUAAAGCAAAGAAGUAUAACCCUGACAGUGGCCUGGAGGUGUUGGCCGUGCAGCGGGUAUCAAAGACCCAGGCCUGGCAGCGCAUGGGCCGGGCCGGCAGAGAGGACAGCGGCAUCUGUUACCGGCUCUACACAGAGGAUGAGUUUGAGAAGUUUGAGAAGAUGACGGUGCCGGAGAUCCAAAGGUGUAACCUGGCGAGCGUGAUGCUGCAGCUCCUCGCCAUGAAAGUCCCAAACGUGCUCACCUUUGACUUCAUGUCCAAGCCGUCUCCAGAUCACAUCCAGGCGGCCAUCGCCCAGCUGGAGCUGCUCGGUGCCCUUGAACAGAGGGAUGGCCAGUUCACCCUAACUCCAAUGGGAAGGAAGAUGGCGGCUUUCCCGCUUGAACCCAAAUUUGCCAAAACCAUCCUCCUGUCCCCCAAAUUCCACUGCACGGAGGAGAUACUGACCAUUGUCUCCCUGCUGUCCGUGGACAGCGUUCUCUACAACCCUCCAUCCCGGCGGGAUGAAGUGCAGAGCAUGCGCAAGAAGUUUGUGUCCAGCGAGGGCGAUCACCUCACCCUGCUCAAUGUCUACCGGACCUUCAAGAACACCGGCGGGAACAAGGAAUGGUGCAAAGAGAAUUUUGUCAAUAGCAAAAAUAUGACGCUAGUAGCUGAAGUCAGAGCACAGCUGAGGGACAUCUGCAUAAAGAUGUCCAUGCCAAUCCUGUCCUCCCGGGGGGACACAGAGAGCAUCCGCCGAUGCCUGGCGCACAGCCUCUUCAUGAGCACCGCUGAGCUGCAGCCGGACGGGUCCUACGCCACCACGGACACCCACCAGCCAGUGGCCAUCCAUCCCUCGUCCGUGCUCUUCCACUGCAAGCCGGCCUGCGUCGUGUUCACGGAGCUGCUCUUCACCAACAAGUGCUACAUGCGUGACCUGUGCGUUGUGGAUGCUGAGUGGCUGUACGAGGCCGCCCCCGACUUCUUCAGGAAGAAGCUGAGGACUGCCAGGAACUGA